CGCCAGCCCCAGAUGAAGAUUCCCCUUCUCAACCCACCUAACAUUCGGUUAAUAACUUCCAAUCAAAUCGUGGCAGAUACCACAGUCCAAGCUAUCAGAGUGUCUUCGUGGACGCCAUGGCUGCGAAGGUGUCCGGUGGAAGCAUAGGGAAGCCUAUUCGAUGCAGAGCUGCUGUGUGUCGGAGGCCAAGUGAGCCACUAGUGAUCGAAGAGAUCAUAGUGGCACCCCCGAUGCCUCAUGAAGUACGCAUUCGAAUUAUUUAUACUUCUCUUUGCCACAGUGAUGUCUUGUUCUGGAAGAUUGAGGACUAUGCUGCUGCAAUGUUCCCUAGAAUUCUCGGUCAUGAAGCUAUUGGGGUUGUGGAGAGUCUUGGGGAGGAUGUCAAUGAGGUAAGUGAAGGAGAUACUGUCAUCCCAACAUUUGUGUCUGAGUGUGGAGAAUGUCGAGAUUGCAAAUCACCGAAGAGCAAUCUAUGUUCAAAAUUACCCUUCAAGUCCUCACGGGUGGCACCUUUUAUGCCAAGAUAUGAGACUAGCAGAUUCACAGACCUCAACGGCGAGGCUAUAUACCAUUUCCUAUCUGUAUCUAGUUUUAGUGAGUAUACAGUGGUAGACAUAGCCCAUGUCACAAAGAUUGAUUCUGGAAUACCUCUUACUAAGGCUGCAGGCCUUCUGGGGUGUGGGAUAUCAACAGGGGUUGGUGCUGCAUGUAGAACAGCAAAUAUAGAGCCAGGAUCAACUGUGGCUAUAUUCGGGCUUGGUUCAGUUGGCUUAGCUGUUGCAGAGGGAGCAAGACUUUGUGGAGCUACAAGAAUCAUCGGUGUGGAUGUGAACAAAGACAAAUUUGAAGUUGGGAAAAAGUUUGGACUCACUGACUUCGUCGAAUCUGCAAAUUCUGGUUCUAAAUCUGCGAGUGAGGUGAUAAUUGAGAUGACUGACGGGGGUGCAGAUUAUUGCUUUGAAUGUGUGGGAAUGGCAUCAUUGGUGCAAGAAGCUUAUGCUUGUUGCCGCAAGGGGUGGGGGGAAACAAUCGUGUUAGGAGUCGACAAGCCAGGGUCACAGGUGAGCAUUCCUUCAAAGGAUAUCCUUACUACAGGGAAAUCCCUCAUUGGAGCUGUAUUUGGAGGACUCAAACCCAAAUCGGAUAUUCCUAUCCUCCUAAAUCGCUACAUCAACAAGGAACUACAACUGGAUGAGUUUGUGACACAUGAAGUUACAUUUGAAGACAUCAACAAGGCUUUUGAUUUACUCAUUGAAGGGAAAAGUCUGAAAUGUGUAAUCUGUAUGGAUGAUCAGUGAGUUACUUCCGUUGGUAAAAGCCUCUCCUUGCAUAUGCAAGAUUUCAAUGUGAAGGCAAUAGAAAUAUUGAAUACAUUAGUCAUUGUCUUCCCAAGUUCAAUUUGAGCGAAUUAUAAGCUAAGCUCAUCUAACUGAGUUUAUUUAUUUAUUAUUUAUUUUAAUAUGUUGAGUAAGUAUAUACCUCAUAUCUCUGUUGUACAUCGCAAUAUUGUGUGAAUUAGUAUUUGUAAAACCUUCUAUUACAA
Molecule: messenger RNA, 1543 nt
Organism: Argentina anserina (silverweed cinquefoil)
Lineage: Eukaryota; Viridiplantae; Streptophyta; Magnoliopsida; Rosales; Rosaceae
Product: alcohol dehydrogenase-like 7
Exons: 11
Coding region: 117-1298 (393 amino acids)
Biological process (GO): formaldehyde catabolic process
Cellular component (GO): cytosol
Molecular function (GO): S-(hydroxymethyl)glutathione dehydrogenase [NAD(P)+] activity; zinc ion binding
Source: RefSeq, a predicted model, not a curated record